Eruca vesicaria subsp. sativa (arugula) is the source of this 1959-nucleotide messenger RNA. Lineage: Eukaryota; Viridiplantae; Streptophyta; Magnoliopsida; Brassicales; Brassicaceae. The record is from the annotation of a GenBank genome assembly.
CUCUCUACCUUUCCUUCCUCUUCCUUUCACACACUGACUGUGUCUUCACUCUUUUUAAGCAUAUGAACAAAACAAACUCUGCCAAUUCUAACCUCUUUUCCUUACUCUCUCUGGCCGACAAACCUGAAGAACUGUCUAUUCUUCUCACAUUGUCCCUCUCCUCUAUAUGAACUAGGGUUUCUGCUCUCCUUAUUCUUCUCCAGCUUACUUACCACUUGAAUCAAAUUAAUGGGUAGACACUUUCUGCUUCUGACUACUCUCAUUCUCCUCCUUUCUGGCUUUGUCACUUCAGCUCCUUCAUCUAUCUCUCCAGCAAAGAUUGUUAAUGGGUUCAUCUCAAAUCACGGCUCUUCACUCAUGAAAUGGAUAUGGUCACUCAAAUCCACCUCCACCAAACAAACAAUUGCAACGAGAUCGAUGGUGAAAUUUGAAGAUGGGUAUUCUGUAGAGACGGUCUUUGACGGGAGCAAACUCGGUAUCGAGCCUUAUUCCGUUGAGGUCUUGCCUAAUGGGGAGAUGCUUAUUCUUGAUUCUGAGAACAGUAACAUCUACAAGAUCUCAUCUUCUCUUUCUCUAUAUAGCAGGCCGAGACUGGUUACUGGCUCCCCUGAAGGAUACGCAGGGCACGUGGAUGGGAGAUUACGUGACGCCAGGCUGAACCAUCCUAAGGGUCUUGCAGUUGAUGACAGAGGGAACAUAUAUGUUGCUGACACGGUGAAUAAUGCUAUACGGAAGAUUAGUGAAGGAGGAGUUACAACAAUUGCUGGAGGCAAAACGGCUAGAAAUGGAGGACAUGUGGAUGGACCAAGCGAAGAUGCAAAGUUUUCAAACGAUUUUGAUGUUGUUUACCUUGGAAGCAGUUGUUCCCUUCUCGUCAUUGACCGUGGAAACAAAGCUAUCAGGGAGAUUCAACUUCAUUUUGAUGACUGUGCUUAUCAGUAUGAAAGCGGGUUUCCUCUUGGUAUUGCUGUCCUCAUAGCUGCAGGUUUCUUUGGUUAUAUGCUGGCUCUGUUGCAACGACGAGUUGGUACCAUCGUCUCUUCUCAUAACGGGAGUGUUUUAGAUCAAGAAACGUUUGAAGCUGAUCCUGAUCAGAAGCCUAUGAAGCCAUUCAGACCAUCUCUGAUUCCAAAUGGAGAUGAGCAGCAGGAGAAACAAGAUGAAAGCUUCAUGGCAUCCCUGGGAAACCUAGCUUCAAACGCUUGGGUUACCGUUACAGAGAUGCUCAGAAAGAAGCAGACAAGCUUUCAGGAGUAUAAUGGAUCAACAACAACUAAGCAGUCUUCUGCUGCAUUUAGUUCAGCAACUCCAUGGCCGAUCCAAGAGAGCUUUGUGAUCCCAGAGGAAGAUGAACCUCCUCCUGCUGAGCCUAGGAACCAAACACCGAGAAAGACUUAUGCUUUUAUGUCUAAAGACGCAGAGAAAAUGCAGCAGCUGCGUCAGAGCCGUGCAUUCUACAGUAGCUGGGAAACUGAGUUACCAAACCAGCAGCAACAACAACAGCAAAAGCAGCAACAGAAGCAGCAGCAUAGAAGGCAUUACUCAUCGAUCCCACAUACUUAUUAUGAGCAGAACAGUGAGAAGACUAAUGAGAUAGUCUUUGGGGCAGUCCAAGAGAAGAGCACCAAGCGUGCUGCUAAGCCUAAGGAGUCUGGAGAUCAGAUAAAUAAUAAUAAUACUAAUACUAAUACUCAACAGAAUCUUCACUACAGGGCUCAUUCUGUUAGUUACCCAUAUGGAUACUAUCCAUAUACAUAAAAAGUCUUUGUGAGUUUGUGGGAUUAUCAGUCCUUAUUGAAUAAGAUCAUUGCAGGGAAAUUACAAGUUUUGGGGUAUAGGUGGAGUGUUGGGAUUUAUUGUGAAAGAUUGGGAGAUUUGGAGUGCUUAGAUGCUCUUGUCUUGUAAGAAAAGUUGCAAACUUUAAUUGCAUUGAGUAAUAUAUAUGGAAAAUUGGUUCUG